Magnolia sinica is the source of this 2400-nucleotide messenger RNA. Its product is annotated as DEAD-box ATP-dependent RNA helicase 8-like. Gene Ontology annotation, molecular function: mRNA binding; ATP binding; RNA helicase activity. The coding region runs from base 311 to 1816 and encodes 501 amino acids. The transcript is spliced from 11 exons. Gene Ontology annotation, biological process: cytoplasmic stress granule assembly; P-body assembly. Gene Ontology annotation, cellular component: P-body; cytoplasmic stress granule. The record is from RefSeq and is a predicted model, not a curated record. NCBI's taxonomy places the organism in Eukaryota, Viridiplantae, Streptophyta, Magnoliopsida, Magnoliales, Magnoliaceae.
UCCUUUCUUUCAAAACGUCUCUCUUUCCCCAGAACCGCUUCUCAUUUCUCUGCAAUUAGGGCACAAAAAGAGAACUUCAGAUCGACACGAUAAUGGCGGAUUUAGAUCUAUUCUCUGCAUCGAAUCGUCUCAGAUCUCAUCGGUCUUCCACCUUCUCAGAAUCUCCUUCGAAUUAGCGCUGAAAAAUCGUCACAAGAACUAAAAGUUGACGAAGGAUCUCCAUCUCUUCUCUCCGUUCGUCGUAGAUCGCUCAAGAUUCUUAGAUCUCAGCUUACCUAAAUCAACGGUUGUCAUUUCUUUGUUUUCUGCGAUGAAUCCGAGGGGCCGGUAUCCGCCCGGUAUUGGCAACGGCCGCGGCGGGAAUCCGAAUACAAACCCUAAUUUCCACGUUAGAAAUCCUCAGCAGCAGCAGCAGCAGCAGCAACAACAACAACAGCAGUACGUGCAGGUGCAGCGGAAUAUGAUGCAGCAGCACUAUCAGCAGCAGCAACAGCAACAUCAACAGCAACAACAGCAAUGGAUGAGAAGGAAUAGUCAAAUGGGGCCUGAUACGGCCACAGCCGAAGUGGAGAAGGCCGUAGUACAGUCUGAAGGUGUUGAUUCUAGUUCUCAAGAUUGGAAAGCACGACUAAAGAUACCACCACGUGAUACACGUUUCAAGACAGAGGAUGUUACUGCAACCAAAGGAAAUGAAUUUGAGGACUAUUUUCUGAAGCGAGAGCUUCUUAUGGGGAUAUAUGAGAAAGGAUUUGAAAGGCCUUCUCCUAUCCAGGAAGAAAGUAUCCCUAUUGCUUUAACUGGAAGCGACAUUCUUGCUAGAGCUAAAAAUGGUACUGGGAAGACAGCUGCAUUUUGCAUUCCAGCACUGGAAAAGAUUGACCAAGAUAAGAAUGUCAUUCAAGUUGUUAUACUGGUUCCUACACGAGAGUUGGCUCUUCAGACAUCACAAGUUUGUAAGGAGCUCGGGAAGCAUUUAAAGAUUCAGGUCAUGGUCACCACUGGAGGUACCAGCUUAAAGGAUGAUAUCAUGCGUUUAUAUCAACCAGUCCAUUUGCUUGUUGGAACACCAGGCAGAAUACUUGAUCUUGCAAAGAAAGGUGUAUGCAUCCUGAAAGAUUGCUCAAUGCUUGUUAUGGAUGAGGCUGACAAGCUUUUAUCUCCGGAGUUUCAACCAUCAGUAGAACAGUUAAUUCGCUUUCUUCCUGGAAAUCGGCAGAUUUUGUUGUUUUCGGCAACAUUUCCUGUAACCGUUAAAGAUUUCAAAGACAGAUAUUUGCAGAAGCCUUACAUCAUUAAUCUCAUGGAUGAGCUCACUCUUAAGGGUAUAACUCAAUACUAUGCUUUUGUAGAAGAAAGACAGAAGGUCCACUGCCUAAACACUCUUUUCUCCAAGCUUCAAAUCAACCAAUCAAUUAUAUUUUGCAACUCUGUGAAUCGGGUAGAACUGUUGGCGAAGAAAAUUACGGAGCUUGGUUAUUCUUGCUUCUACAUUCAUGCAAAGAUGCUGCAGGAUCACCGUAACCGAGUCUUCCAUGACUUCCGUAAUGGUGCUUGCAGGAAUCUUGUAUGUACAGAUUUGUUUACUAGGGGAAUUGACAUUCAAGCAGUAAAUGUGGUUAUCAAUUUUGAUUUCCCCAAGAACUCCGAGACUUAUCUGCAUCGGGUUGGUCGCUCGGGAAGGUUUGGCCACCUUGGGUUAGCAGUGAACUUAAUCACAUACGAGGAUCGUUUCAACUUGUAUCGGAUCGAGCAAGAGCUUGGGACUGAAAUAAAGCAAAUUCCACCACAAAUUGACCAGGCUAUCUACUGCCGGUGAUUCUGUCAUAGUUAGAUCUCCUGCAUGCUCAAAUGAUGGUGAAUAAGUGGAAAGAAAUUCAGCUACCUGUACAUACCACCUUGUAAAGGUGCCCUUUGAGGAACACUAACAUAAUGGGUAUCAUGUGCUGAGGAUCAUCAUCAAAGCUACCAUGUGGUGAGGAUCAUCAUCAAAGCCUCGUCACAGCUAAUUUGGGUCAGCAUUACACAUCCCGAUUCUCCAGUUCAUAGGCCCGUUUCUAGGUUUGACUACCCAACUUGUCUAAGAGUCUGACCGUCCGAUGGGGACCAUUCAGCGAUGGAGGUAUGGCACUGCCUACUCUUUUGGACAUGGAACGCUGGUUCCCCGUGCAUUUUCUACCUCUAAACAUCUAGUUUAUCCGUUUUAGAUUUUUCAUGUGCUAAACCACUCAUGGGGUCGCAAGAAAGAUAGCAUUAGAAAUCAUAUGGUUUAGAUGAGCAGAACUGAGUUUGCUAUGCUUGGGGCUCAAUACUGCAGGUUUAUUUCUCGUCAUCAUGUUCGUUCGUCCUUGUUUCCGUUUUCGUGUGUGUUCAAACCAGAGUAUUUAAAUUUUUCAGAUUUUA